AUUGAGCCGGACAGAGCAUCAAAGUUGAUAACAAAUACAAGACGUUGCCGCCGAAGUGCGUCCAUCAGACGACAGAAGUCAAGACUGAAGCCUGCUAUUGUGGACAUAGAGGAAGACGAGCAGCACAAUCUCAACAGUCUGGGGGAGAGUGAAGGUGAAAUCCGCAAAAGAAAGACAAAUCGUGCGACAAUUGCGUACGACUCACCAGGGCAGGGAAACACGCAGGAUGCUGACACACCAGUAGUCGCGUCCUUGCAUAGUCUCGUCUCAUUGGCCGCAGCGCCCAUCAAUUAUUUCAACCCGGAGAUCACACUUGAGCGGCCCUCCAGCUCGAACAUGAGCUCCGUACGACUUUUUAUAGCCUCCCUUGGGAACCCAUCACCCUACCAGGCAACGAGGCAUUCCGCGGGCCACGUCCUGCUCAAAGCGCUGCAGUCGCAUCUCAGGUUUCCUCCCCUCAAGAAGUCAAAACCGUACGCCAACGGCCUCAUUUCCAUGGGUGCCGAUGUCGGGCGGCCCGAGUACGUGUUAUGGCAGUCGCCAAGCUACAUGAACGUGUCGGGGAAAGAUCUCCUGAAGGCCUACAGGCAGUUCGCAAAGGAGACCUGCGGGUCUGCGACGGGAAACGAGGAGGACCUCCCUGGUCUUAUCGUUCUGCACGACGAGAUGGAGACGGCUCCCGCGCAGCUGAAGGCGCGAGCCGGGAACAUGAGCGCGAAGGGACAUAACGGGAUCAAAUCGGUGCAGCAAAGUCUGCAAUCUGCCGGCUUAAUAGGCAGGUUGACAGAGCCCGGGCCUGGUGGGAAGUUCAUCAAGAUUGGCAUUGGUAUCGGCCGCCCGGCUGGCGGUAGCAGAGACAAGGAAGACGUAUCUGCUUAUGUGCUGGGCAAGUUUGGUGUUGUGGAGCUCGAGAAUUUGGCCGGCAGUGCCGUUCGGUUGGAGAAGCUACUGGAAGAUGCGAGGGCGGAAAUGGGUGCACAUGCAUAGUUCAUGUUGCGUUUAGGAGCGAGGCAAUUCGAGCUGCUCGUGUACCAAAGGUGUAAAGUCUGUACUAUAGUCAUGUCUCAUCGACGCGUAAGAUCCGGUUAGAGAGCAUCGUUCGGACGGUCUGAAGACGAAUAUCCACAUAUUCUGUUGAAUUUGGCAUCAUCGACAUUCCCUUUCAUAUCCCUAGUGUAUUUUAACUCAUCCCAAACAUACCCAC
Messenger RNA from Truncatella angustata, 1204 nucleotides. Its product is annotated as peptidyl-tRNA hydrolase. The transcript has 2 exons. The coding region runs from base 337 to 987 and encodes 216 amino acids. Gene Ontology annotation, molecular function: peptidyl-tRNA hydrolase activity. Lineage: Eukaryota; Fungi; Ascomycota; Sordariomycetes; Amphisphaeriales; Sporocadaceae. The record is from RefSeq and is a predicted model, not a curated record.